UGAAAAAACCGAACCCCUUUUUGUUUUCUUUUCUCUCUUUGCUUGCGCCUACAAACAUGAAAAUCCAUUCCCUGAUUAUUAUUGUUUGCACCUUUUCUCUGCCGCCUCUCUCUCUCCUGAUUCCAUGCUUCCCCAAACUUUGAUUAGAUUUUAAGCAUUCAAAAGUUGAAAUUGAAAUCCAAAAAAUGAAUCUUUCUUCUUUAAAGUAUGAAAAUCUACACACAAGUUGAACCUUGAAUACUACCACAUCCAAAAAGGGUGAAACAUUGCUUGUUCUUUUCCAACAUUGGUGGUCUCUAUCCCUUCCAAGCUUGGUCCUCCUAAUACUAAAAUAGUAACAUCUGUUAAUGCAUUUUGGUCAGGAUUAAAAUCAGGCAAGAUUUUCUCUAUGGGAGAAGCACCCACACACAUUCCUCAAAGCCUGCAGAAUGGAAGACAUUUCGAAACAGCUACUACCAUUGGUGAUAAAACGUAUGUCAUUGGUGGAGCUGAUGGUGAAACUCUGUCCAUUGAAGUUCGAAUUAUCGACAAAUGUCUUGGACAGUGGAUUAAUCCCUUUGUUCUUGGCACCAAACCCAUGUCAUGUGGAGGCCACUCAGCAGUGUUUUUGAAAGACCGAAUACUAAUUGUUAAGAAGAAUUCUAAGCCAGAUGAUCAUACAUGGUUUCUGGAGAUAGACACCCCAUAUGUGAGGCUGCAGAAAAAAGUUGUGGGGAGUGAGGUUGUUGCAUGGAGUAAGGGUGUGGUAGGAAAUGCUGAAAAGCCUGUUGUUAUUAGUGGUCCUUCUGGAGUAGGUAAAGGAACAUUGAUAUCAAUGCUCAUGAAGGAAUUCCCAUCUAUGUUUGGUUUCUCUGUGAGCCACACUACCCGUGCCCCAAGAGGCAUGGAGAAAGAUGGGGUCCAUUACCAUUUUACUGAGAAGAUUGUUAUGGAAAAAGAUAUUAAAGAUGGAAAGUUUCUUGAGUUUGCUUCUGUGCAUGGUAAUCUCUAUGGGACCAGUGUUGAGGCUGUUGAACUGGUAUCCGAUGCAGGGAAAAGAUGUAUGCUUGACAUUGAUGUUCAAGGGGCUAGAUCUGUGAGAGCUAGUUCUCUUGAAGCCGUAUUCAUCUUCAUCUGCCCCCCAUCAAUGGAAGAACUGGAGAAGCGUCUUCGUGACAGAGGAACAGAAACAGAAGAACAGGUCCUAAAGCGGUUGCGAAAUGCGCAGACUGAGAUUGAGCAAGGGAAAUCAUCAGGGAUAUUUGAUUUCAUCUUAUACAAUGACAAACUUGAGGAGUGUUAUGAGAGUCUGAAGAAAUUACUGGGACUUGAUGGCGGUGUCACUCCUACACCCAAGUCAGCACCAAGCGUGAUCAAUCUCCCAAAGGAUCAUUCAGUGUCCAAAAUUGAUGACAAAAUCAUCAUAAACUGCAUGUCUCCAAAGAAUUUGAUCAUGUUAGAUGUGUCCUCACUUAAAGGGGGUGCACCUGGACGGACAAGAGGGCUAGAUUUUCGAGCCAUUGACUCAUUUUCAGACGGAUGCUAACAUGUUUGGAUUCAAAUUCAGAUAUUCCAAAAUUAAUUCUGCUACGACAAAAACUACUAGCAGUAGCUUCUCCUAGAAUCAAUUUUUCUUCCAACGUGAAAAUCUACGGUGUACCCAAUGAGAUAGAUCAACUUAGACAUUCAAUGAACUUGGCUAACAUACUUUCUUUUAAAAAUGAGACAGGAUGAGGUGCUAGGUUAA
This is a messenger RNA of Lotus japonicus, 1726 nucleotides long. Its product is annotated as guanylate kinase 2-like. NCBI's taxonomy places the organism in Eukaryota, Viridiplantae, Streptophyta, Magnoliopsida, Fabales, Fabaceae. Bases 389 to 1525 code for a protein of 378 amino acids. The record is from RefSeq and is a predicted model, not a curated record. Gene Ontology annotation, molecular function: GMP kinase activity; protein binding. The transcript is spliced from 11 exons. Gene Ontology annotation, cellular component: cytosol. Gene Ontology annotation, biological process: purine nucleotide metabolic process.